Mangifera indica (mango) is the source of this 1236-nucleotide messenger RNA. RefSeq names its product protein N-terminal glutamine amidohydrolase. The record is from RefSeq and is a predicted model, not a curated record. Lineage: Eukaryota; Viridiplantae; Streptophyta; Magnoliopsida; Sapindales; Anacardiaceae. Gene Ontology annotation, cellular component: cytosol; nucleus. The transcript is spliced from 6 exons. The coding region runs from base 118 to 759 and encodes 213 amino acids. Gene Ontology annotation, molecular function: protein-N-terminal glutamine amidohydrolase activity; protein-N-terminal asparagine amidohydrolase activity.
UUAGUGUCAGCUGGGUUGGUUAAAACUGCACCGGAAUAAUGGCAACCUAACCGACACCGUUUUUGUUUCUCUAUCUCAUUAAAUUUAUCGGCAUACCAAAAACUGGAAUCCAGCAGCAUGGCCAUGAAGUUCUCUGAAUUCGAUCACACUCCUUUUUACUGUGAAGAGAAUGUUUACUUGCUUUGCAAGAAAUUGUGCGGCAGUGGAACAGCUGAUGCGGACGGAUCAGAUCUUUUUGUAGUUUUCAUCUCUAACGAGAAAAAACAGAUUCCCCUGUGGAAUCAGAAGGCUAGUAAGAGAGUAGAUGGAAUUAUUCUGUGGGAUUACCAUGUCAUUUGCAUUCAGAGGAAAAAUGAUGGUGCUUUUCCUUGUUUAGUGUGGGACUUGGAUUCCAGUCUUCCAUUUCCUUCUCCUUUGACUCCCUAUUUGUCAGAGACCAUCCGUCCUUCUUUUCAGCUCUUCUCUGAGUUUCAUAGGUAUUUCCGGAUUGUCCAUGCUCCUAUAUUCCUUCGUUACUUUGCAUCUGAUCGAAGGCAUAUGAAGGAUUCUGUUGGGAAAUGGGUUGCUGAACCACCUAAAUAUGAACCUAUAGUUGCUGAAGAUAACACUGUGCACAACUUAAGUGAGUACAUUGAAAUGCGAUCUGCUGAUGUGGCAACAGAUGUUGGAGUUGAUCUUAUUAAUGCUGUUUUUACUGAGAAACUUGGUGUGGUGAUUGGCGAAAAACAACUGGAGGAGUUCUUUUCCCAAGUUUCUUGAGGACUUGUGUCUUUUUUUUCUUUUUAUUUGGUAAUUAGAGAACCUGUCCUGCCUUAUUGGACCGGUAAACCUUGAGGUAUAGUUAUUGGAUCUACAACCAUUACACCGGAUCCGUUAGAACUAGUAUCUUUGUUGCUUGCAAAUAACAUUGAGUGAGUUAUGGAUGUAUGAACCAGAGUACAAGCUGCAUCACUCCAUCAAUCAGUGAACCUUUUUUCAAAGAAACCUGUUUCUGAGGAAAAAGUUCACUUGGAGGAUGGAAAUUUGUGAAAAACGUGUGCUCCAAUAGAUGUUUUCCUUUAGUUUGGCUUCUUGGCUGUAACUAGGGAACAUCAGUAAACGUGUUCUGUCAGAAAUCAUGGUCUAGUCUAGCUAGAUAAGUUUUGUAAAAUGCUACAUUGGCACCAUUUAGUUGUGUUUUAGGUGGUGUUUGAUAUGGCUUCAUCUCAUACACUUUGCAAAGCAUGUUUUCUUGAA